AUGACUGCUGCUCAAUCUACUGAAUGUCAUAUUCCAUUUAAUCCUGAAUUUUGUUCAGUUUCAAACAAUGUACUAACUUCAACUUACACUUAUAAGAAUACCAUUGUCUCUAAAGAUCUAGAAACUUCAAAAGUUUCAAUUAAACCAAUUGAACAAGAUUAUAAAUUUAAACUUGAUUUAACUGUACCAAAAGUGGGUAUUAUGUUAGUUGGUUUCGGAGGUAAUAAUGGUUCAACUUUCUUAUCCGCUACUUUAGCUAAUAAACAUAAUAUUGCCUUCCAUAAUAAAGAAGGUUUACAACAACCAAAUUAUUUAGGUUCAAUGACCCAAUCUUCAACUAUUAAAUUAGGUGUCGAUUCAAAAGGUAAUGACGUAUUUGUACCAUUCAAUUCUGUCUUACCUUUAGUUAAUCCAAAUGAUUUAGUCAUCACUGGUUGGGAUAUCAAUUCCGCUAAUUUAGCCGAAUGCAUAGAAAGAUCUCAAGUCCUUGAAUAUGAUUUACAAUCUAAAUUGAAACCAUACAUGAAGAAUUAUAAACCUUUGAAAUCUAUCUAUUAUCCAGAUUUUAUCGCUAUGAAUCAAUACGAUAGAGCUAACAAUUGUUCUAAUGAAAUUCCUUCUGACGUUCAAUCUGGUAAGAGAGAAUAUGACAUUAAUAACAAAUGGGCUGAUGUUGAAAAAGUUAGAGCUGAUAUUAGAAAAUUUAAAGCUGAUAAUCAAUUAGAUAGUGUUAUUGUCUUAUGGACUGCUAACACUGAAAGAUGUGUUCCAAUCAUUGAAGGUGUUAAUGACACCAUGGAUAAUAUCUUAAAGGCAAUCAAAGAAAAUCAUGAAGAAAUCGCCCCUUCUACUGUUUUUGCUGCUGCUUCUAUCCUUGAAAAGACUCCUUACAUUAACGGUUCUCCACAAAAUACUUUUGUCCCUGGUUUAAUUGAAUUAGCUGAAGCUAAUGACUCUUUAAUUGCUGGUGAUGAUUUCAAGUCUGGUCAAACUAAAUUGAAGUCUGUCUUGACUCAAUACUUGGUCGAUGCUGGUAUUAAACCAUUAUCUAUUGCUUCUUACAACCAUUUAGGUAACAACGAUGGUUUGAACUUAUCCUCUCAUAAACAAUUCAGAUCUAAGGAAAUCUCAAAGAGUUCUGUCAUUGAUGAUUGUAUUGAGUCCAACGAUAUCUUGUAUCCAAAGGAAGCUAUCGUCGAAGGUGAAAAGCCUGUUGAUCAUUGUAUUGUCAUCAAGUAUAUGAAGGCAGUAGGUGACUCUAAAGUCGCCAUGGAUGAAUAUUAUUCCGAAUUGAUGCUUGGUGGUCACAACAGAAUAUCUGUUCAUAACGUUUGUGAAGAUUCUCUAUUGGCUACUCCAUUGAUCAUUGAUUUGGUCAUCAUGACUGAAUUCUUCUCUAGAUUAUCAUACAAGAAGGUAGAUGAAAAUGGUGUCGAAGAAAACGCUGAAGCUUAUGACAAUGUCUAUCCUGUGUUAGCUUUCCUAAGUUAUUGGUUGAAGGCUCCAUUGACAAGAAAGGGUUUCAAGCCAAUCAACUCCUUGAACAGACAAAGACAAGCUCUAGAAAACUUGUUCAGAUUGUUAAUUGGUCUUCCAGCUAAUGACGAAUUAAGAUUCGAAGAAAGAUUGGUUUAA
Molecule: messenger RNA, 1635 nt
Organism: Maudiozyma barnettii
Lineage: Eukaryota; Fungi; Ascomycota; Saccharomycetes; Saccharomycetales; Saccharomycetaceae
Gene: INO1
Product: inositol-3-phosphate synthase INO1
Exons: 1
Coding region: 1-1635 (544 amino acids)
Biological process (GO): inositol biosynthetic process; phospholipid biosynthetic process
Cellular component (GO): cytoplasm
Molecular function (GO): inositol-3-phosphate synthase activity
Source: RefSeq, a predicted model, not a curated record